Molecule: messenger RNA, 2771 nt
Organism: Apus apus (common swift)
Lineage: Eukaryota; Metazoa; Chordata; Aves; Apodiformes; Apodidae
Gene: ANKRD9
Product: ankyrin repeat domain 9
Exons: 2
Coding region: 154-1032 (292 amino acids)
Molecular function (GO): protein binding
Source: RefSeq, a predicted model, not a curated record
AAAAGGGCCCCGCGGCGCCGCGCCGCGCUCCCGCCCCGCGGCCCCUCGGCACGGCUGCGGCGGCUCCGCGGGGACGGCCGGGAGGUCCGGACCCGAUGCGGGCUCUGCGCGCUGGCGUGGGAGGCAGCCCCCGGUGGAUCGCGGUCGCCCGCCAUGCCCUGGAGCGUCCGUUGGGUCAGCGGCCGCGGGGCCGAGUCCCAGAAGCAGUGCAAGAAAUCCUCCUUCGCCUUCUACCAGGCGGUGAGGGACCUGCUGCCUGUCUGGUUCCUGGAGGACAUGCGGACCACGGAGGUCUUUCACUGGGAGGACGGGGGCAAGGUGAGCGUGUACUCGCCCUCGGAGGCCCUGCUCUACGCGCUGGUGCACGACCACCAGCCCUACGCCCGGCACCUGCUGGCUAAGUUCCCGCAGAGCGCCCUGGCCGUGCCCAGCCAGAGCUUCAGCUGCUGCCAGUCCUCGGCCCCGCACCUGGCCAUGGCCGUGCGCUACAACCGGGUCCGCAUCCUCUUCCGAAUCCUCAAGGCCAUCCAAGCCUUCCCACCCAGUGACAGAGCCAGCCACCUGGACCGCCGGGGCUGCAGCCGCGUGGAGGGCGGCAAGACGGCCUUGCAUGUGGCCUGCGAACUGGUGCGGCCCGAGUGCCUGCUGCUGCUGCUGGGGCACGGCGCCUCGCCCUGCCCGCGGGACGGCGCGGGCAGCACCCCGCUCGACACCCUGCUGCAGCAGAUCUCCCACGCCCCGGCAGCCAACAUGCGUGCCAAGCUCCUCUGCCUCGACUGCCUCUUCUUCUUCGUGCCUCAGGGCCUCCAGUUCGCAAUGAAGCAGCAACUGUUGGACAACCGGCAGCGGUGGCAGGACCUCCUGGGGGAGAACAGGUUCCAGUGCCUGGUGGGCUUGGCUCCCCCGUCUCUGUUCGUCGGAGCCAUGCGGGUCUUGAUCAGGACCAUUUCACCUGAGCAUUUCCCAGAGGCUCUGGAUGAUCUGCCUCUGCCUCAUUUUCUAAAGCCUUUGGACUUGAAACUGGAGAGCUAGAGGGGUGGUCCGGGAGCCUCCCGCUCACCUGAUGGAAACAGACUGCUGUGCUAAAAAUGUAUUGGUAUAUGAAGCUGCUGAUGGGGUGGCCAAGUAUCUGUUUUAAUUAGAACUGUAUUUUUUAAAAGAAUUGUAUCUGGCACUUUACAAUGCAUUUUAUUUAAAGAUCCCUGUGGUGAGGUGAGGUCCGCACUGCAUUUUAUAAAAACAUUCUAUGGCGUGUACAAACAAGGGUAAGUGGGAGAAUAUAUUUGUAAAUACAUCUAAAUAAACAGUGGCAGAUGUGAUCAAAAUGCAAAGUGAACAACUGAAAAGCCUGAAGUGACAUGUGCCUUGGACAAGUGUGUGCAGGGUGGGGGAGUAUCUCUUCGUUAGGAUUUCCCUGUUACAUAAGCCUUGUGCUCCUGGAACAAGAUGACUCCUUUUUUACAGCUCUCCUAAUGCAUCUUGGCAGAGAUGUGUGUUCCUUUUUUAAAGGCACAGAUGAAAACUUCCUCAUCUUGUACACAAGACCAAUGCGAAGCCAGAUACUAUUAAAAGUUCCCUAAACAAGCCUGGCAGGGAUCUGCAGCUGAACAAAAUAGAUUUUAAAAUAACACAUAGAGAGGAUUUGGUUUCCCUGCAAAGUUUUCUCUGUUCCUUUUGGAGAGCCCAGGUGCUGGUUGUCAGGCAGAGGAGAGGAGGAGUACACACUGUGUUCUGGGCAGGAGUGGGCUCUGCAGCCUCUCUAUGGUUGCCACAGGGUGAGGAGUGAGGAGGGAAGGGUGGAUUAGAAGGGCCAGCCUCCUCCUCCUCCUGCAUGCAGCUACACAGAGGGAUUUCUGUAGGUAUGGCAAUGGCCCAGGACCUUGGUGCAGGGCUUUUUGGUGAGAUGCUCCAAGGUACACAGAACGUCUCCACAGCUGCUCCAGAUUUUAAAAAUCCGUUAGGGGUAAUGUCCUGCCUCCAACACUUGAGUCCUGAGCAAAGGGUACAGCUGCAGUUCUUUGCUCUGCAACUUUUAUACUCUGCAGCAUUCUGAGCAGUCAGGCUGCUCAUGUCCCUGUAAAACUGGCACUGCCCCUGCCUGCUCUGCAGGGAGCGAGCUGCGCCAGCUCCACCAGCGUUGUGGUGACAGACAUCUCCUAGGCCACAGAGCUGCAGCUUUGCCUCUGCUGCUGGAGCUUGUCAGUGAAACUGCAGGGUUUUGUUUCAGGGCUUAAAUUUGUAGCCAGGGAGUUGUUUGCCACUUGAACUAUUUCAGCACUGUUGUUCCCUUUGGGGUCCUCAACUGAUGUGCUCAGAGAGAAGAGGUGAUGUUCAAGACACAAAUUUCUUUAUUCAUUAAUUAAUCUUUGCUAGAGAAAAAAAAAAAAAAAAACAGAGAAUGAGGCACCAUAAGCUGUUUGUUCAUGCUUCAGCAGAACUGAGUGGUAUUUCAUCUAAAAUAAUCUCCAUUCUGCACGCACAAUAAAAUAUAAGCUAUACUUCUGAAAUUCGAGAUGCAGCAGAAAGAAGAUUGCUAUUCUUAGACUGAUGGCACUGAAAAUGUUUCCUAGAAGAGCAAAUGUUCCUUUUUCCCAAGAAACCAAGCUGAUAGGUGCUGAAACUAAUUACCAUGGUAAAUGUAGGUCCAUUGCUAGAAAGCACAGAACACCUCUAACUGUUCUCUUCAGCUACCUUGUUGGUAAUAAAAAUACAGAAAACCAAAGAACUAAUCCAUUGCUUAGCCACUUAAUAAAAAACAAUAUUAAAAUCUA